Molecule: messenger RNA, 2184 nt
Organism: Ostreococcus tauri
Lineage: Eukaryota; Viridiplantae; Chlorophyta; Mamiellophyceae; Mamiellales; Bathycoccaceae
Product: Ankyrin repeat
Exons: 2
Coding region: 1-2184 (727 amino acids)
Molecular function (GO): protein binding
Source: RefSeq, a predicted model, not a curated record
AUGCGCGUCGACGAUUCCGAGGAUGAGGGUGCUGGUUUGAACGCCCGCGCCCGCGCGCACGCGCACGCGAGCACGACGUCUCGAACGCCGCGAGCGCCCGCUUUGGGCGUCGUGAACGAGCUCGAGGGUGAUUUCUCUGAAGCUUUUGAAACAGGAACGAAUGAAGACGCGAAUCGACCCGAUUUGUACGCCGUGCUAGGCGUCAAACGCGAUGCGACUCUCCAGGAGAUCACCAAGGCGUAUAGAAAGCUCGCUGCGAAGUUUCAUCCCGAUCGACGGUCGGGGGAGGACGAUGGGGCGUUCGCGGAGGUCGCGCGGGCGUACGAGACGUUGCGAGACGCGAACAAACGCGCGUUUUACGAUUCUGGCGGCGCGAUGGAGGAGAUGGAGGUGGAAGUGGAGGAGUAUUUAGAGGCGUUUCGUGAGCUCUUCGAGUCGCGCUUCGGCGGUGACGAAGUGGCGACGCUCUGCCGAGGGAUGAGCGCGAAAGAGCUGGCGACUAUGCCACCGUUUCCAUUUCCAAGAUAUUUGUUCCCUUCAGGGACGUUUCCUGACGGUUUGAGAUUCGAGGACGAGACUACGUUCGCGGUGCCGCCAAAGGUUAGAGAGUUCAUCGACGAAAACGGCGUCGACGCGGUGACGGAGAUCGCGGGCGAGUUAGCUUCGCGUUCGCGAACACGCAAAUCGUCGUCGUCAAAUGCACGAGCUAGCGAGGAGGAUGAGCUGAAGGCAUUCAUCAUGGAGGCCAUGGCGGAUGAGCUCGAGGGAUUGGACCUGGACGGCGAGGACGGAGUUCUGGACGACGUGACACUCGCGCAGCUCAUGGAGUCGAUGCGAGACCUCGCCGGGGGAUUGAACGGCUUAGGGCGCGACGACGGUGAUAGUGAUAGCGGCAGUGAUUUUCUACCGGGUUCGCCGAGCUACGGCUCGCCGAGCUACGGCUCGCCGAGGUUCAGAAGACAGUGGAGCCAAGAUCAGUCAGAUGAAUCGAACGACGAGCGUGAGCCUCAAUUGAGUCUCGGUGACGUCUCUGCGGCAUCUACGGCGGAUAUUCGCGUGUGGAUCGACGCUGCGAAGACUGGAGAUUUACUGCAGGUGAUGGAAAUGUUCGACCGCGAUCCCGCGCUCGUACACGCGCGAUCGUCCGGUAUCGGUCACUCUGCGGCGCACUGGGCGGCGGCGAGAGGACACGUCGACGUACUCAAAUUCUUGGUCGACAAGGGUGGGUAUGACUUGAAUAUGUUGAACGCGUGCGACGCAACGGCAUUACACUCGGCGGCAGCGAACGGGCGAGAAGAAUGCGUGAGGCUUCUUUUAGAGCGCGGCGCGCGCGUUGACAUUGUUGAUGAAAUUGGCGAGACGCCGGGCGACGUGGCGUUGCGCAUGAAAAAUUUGCCACAGGAGCUCGCUCAGAGGCUCGUUGUGGCCCAAAAUUAUCCGAUAUCGGAUGUUCCGAUGUUUUGCGGCGCGUGCGAGGACGUGGAGACGCCAGUGAAGGUGAAUGCGACGCUCCAGGUCGUGCACGAAGAUGAGGAGUCCAAUGGACGAAUCGUCGAGCUCGAUCGCGCGGUUCAAAAGCGAUGGCUCGACGCCGCCAAGGCCGGAGAACUCGAGGUUAUGAAAAAGCUGUACGCCGAAAACGAGGACGUACUGUACGCCAAUGGUGAGGGAACGAAUUACGGAUUCUCAGGAAACACCGCUUUACAUUGGGCGGCAUACAACGCGCGCGUUGAUUGCGUUCGUUGGCUCUGCGCCCAAGGAAUGGAUCCCAACGUCACGAACAAGGGCGAGAGCACCGCGGCACACUCUGCCGCGGGCGCGGGACGACUAGACUCCCUCGUUGCCCUCGUGCACGAGUGCGGCGCCGAGGCGUCGUUGGCGAACGACGUGCACGAGCGUCCGAUCGACGUCGCGAGACAACGCGGGCACGCCGACUGCGUCGUCCUCCUUCGAGACGCCCAAUCGAUCUCAAACCUACGAAAAGAGAUCGAUAGAGACGGUGCGUGCUCGAUCAAGACGGCGCGCGCCGUGGUUCAAGCGCGCGCCGCCUCGGACGCCACGUGUCGCGGCUUGACUGAGAAAUCCGAGCUCUUAAACAAGGCUCGCGAGAUCGCCGAAGCCUUACCCCGACCGAUCCGAGACGUAGAAAUCAAACCGCGACCGAUCGUUCGACGUGUCUCGUAG